Molecule: messenger RNA, 1866 nt
Organism: Erinaceus europaeus (western European hedgehog)
Lineage: Eukaryota; Metazoa; Chordata; Mammalia; Eulipotyphla; Erinaceidae
Gene: CTBP1
Product: C-terminal binding protein 1
Exons: 10
Coding region: 250-1542 (430 amino acids)
Molecular function (GO): NAD binding; oxidoreductase activity, acting on the CH-OH group of donors, NAD or NADP as acceptor; transcription corepressor activity
Source: RefSeq, a predicted model, not a curated record
GGAGCGGCUGCUGGCGGCGCGGCGGCUCGGCUCGGCGGCGGGCGGGCGCAGGCGGGCGGCGCGGCGGCGGACGGCGGCGGGCGGCCCGGGGCGGGCUCGCGGCGACGCGGCGGAGCGGGGGGCGCCCGCGGCGGCCGCGCUCUCCAUGGGCAGCGCGCACUUGCUCGACAAGGGCCUGCCGCUCGUCCGGCUCUGACCCGGGACCAGGCUGGGCGCCCAAGGACACAUGUCCAGGAGGCCGGGCGGGACAUGGCAGGCGUCCGACCCCCGAUCAUGAACGGGCCCCUGCACCCCAGGCCCCUGGUGGCUCUGCUGGAUGGCCGCGACUGCACCGUGGAGAUGCCCAUCCUCAAGGAUGUGGCCACCGUAGCCUUCUGUGAUGCCCAGUCCACUCAGGAGAUCCACGAGAAGGUGCUGAACGAGGCGGUGGGCGCCCUCAUGUACCACACCAUCACGCUGACCCGCGAGGACCUGGAGAAGUUCAAGGCCCUGCGCAUCAUCGUGCGCAUCGGCAGCGGCUACGACAACAUCGACAUCAAGUCUGCUGGCGACCUGGGCAUCGCUGUCUGCAACGUGCCGGCGGCCUCUGUGGAGGAGACGGCAGACUCCACGCUCUGCCACAUCCUCAACCUGUACCGCAGGACCACGUGGCUGCACCAGGCGCUGCGGGAGGGCACCCGCGUGCAGAGCGUGGAGCAGAUCCGAGAGGUGGCCUCGGGUGCCGCUCGCAUCCGUGGGGAGACGCUCGGCAUCAUCGGGCUGGGCCGAGUGGGCCAGGCAGUGGCACUUCGGGCCAAGGCGUUCGGCUUCAACGUGCUGUUCUACGACCCUUACCUGGCGGAUGGCACGGAGCGCGCGCUGGGGCUGCAGCGGGUCAGCACGCUACAGGACCUCCUCUUCCACAGCGACUGCGUGAGCCUGCACUGCGGCCUCAACGAACACAACCACCACCUGGUCAACGACUUCACCGUCAAGCAGAUGAGACAGGGCGCCUUCCUGGUGAACACAGCACGGGGCGGCCUGGUGGACGAGAAGGCGCUGGCCCAGGCGCUCAAGGAGGGACGCAUCCGUGGGGCAGCCCUGGACGUGCAUGAGUCGGAGCCCUUCAGUUUCAGUCAGGGCCCUCUGAAGGACGCCCCCAACCUGAUCUGUACCCCACACGCCGCCUGGUACAGUGAGCAGGCCUCCAUCGAGAUGCGCGAGGAAGCGGCCCGGGAGAUCCGGAGGGCCAUCACAGGCCGCAUCCCCGAUAGUCUGAAGAACUGCGUCAACAAGGACCACCUGACAGCCGCUACCCACUGGGCCAGCAUGGACCCCGGUGUGGUGCACCCUGAGCUCAAUGGGGCAGCCUACAGCAGGUACCCGCCGGGUGUAGUUGGCGUGGCGCCCACGGGCCUCCCAGCGGCCGUGGAGGGCAUCGUGCCCAGUGCCAUGUCCCUGUCGCACGGGCUGCCCCCCGUGUCCCACCCCCCCCACGCCCCAUCCCCCGGCCAGACCGUCAAGCCCGAGGCGGACCGAGACCACGCGAGUGACCAGUUGUAGCCGGGGCACUGCAGAGACUGAGGGGCCGUGUCCCCGGCCUGGCAGAGCCUCAGCCGCCCUCCGUGAAUGUCCGUGUCCGUGUCCGUUCCCGGCGCCGGCCUCCCCACAGGGCAGGGCGCCGUCUACCUGCUUGUCUUAUUCUAGAGUGACGUAGAGAAAACAACAGAGGCUGUCCCGUCCGUCGGCAUGACCCCUUCAGCAGCCGCCGGGGGCCAGGUCCGCCCCCGCUCCCUGCUAGGCUAGCAAUAUUUUGGUUAAAAUCAUGUUUGUGACUGUAACCAUUUGUAUGAAUUAUUUUAAAAAAAAUAAAAGUCCCAGAAAGAG